This is a messenger RNA of Phaedon cochleariae (mustard beetle), 2442 nucleotides long. The record is from the annotation of a GenBank genome assembly. Lineage: Eukaryota; Metazoa; Arthropoda; Insecta; Coleoptera; Chrysomelidae.
UGUGUAGACAGUUCCUAUCUUUGUUCCAUUGUCAUUGUAUCCAUAAUAACAAGAGCCGUUUCGCCGGUUCCUGAAAUUACUGUUCAUUAUCUAUUUUAUUAUGCCAUAAAUGCUCUUCCUAAAUAACAGAACUCUCACUAAAGUAGCUGUUGCCUGUCGUGCUUUAGCAGUUCUUCGAGCUUCAAACAAAAUGAAUCCAGAAAACUACAAAGAAGCUCAAUCCAUCUACGAAUUUUCUGCCAAAGACAUUAAAGGAAACGAAGUUUCUCUGGAGAAGUACAAGGGCCAUGUUUGUAUCAUAGUGAACGUUGCUUCCCAAUGUGGAUAUACAAAAAAUAACUAUGCCGAACUGAACGAAUUGUUUGAUGAAUUCUCCGAAUCGAAAGGCCUUCGAAUUCUAGCAUUUCCUUGCAACCAGUUUGCUUCAGAAGAACCAGGGGGCAAUGCUGAAAUCUGCCAGUUUAUUCAAACCAAGAAUGUUAAGUUUGAUGUAUUUGAAAAAAUCAAUGUGAAUGGUAGUGAUGCCCAUCCUUUGUGGAGCUUCUUAAAAUAUAAGCAAGGGGGCGUUCUUGGUGACUUCAUCAAGUGGAAUUUCACCAAAUUCAUCAUCAAUAAGGAGGGCCAACCAGUCGAGAGGCAUGGACCCAGCACAAAUCCCAAGGAUCUAGUAAAGUCAUUGGAAAAGUAUUGGUAACCAUUGUAAUAUAGAAGUUAAAUUAUUCAUAAUAUUUAUGUAGAAUCACAUGUAGAACACGCUUGCUAGCAUACCUAUAUCUAUUUUAGAGGAAAUAGUAGAAUACUCAUAUAAAUAUAUGUUAAUUAAUUGAAAGUUUUCAUAUUAUGUCUUCAUAGUUUGUGUCACAGUUUGAUCACAGUGCAUGCAUUCAAUGUAAACGUCUUAUGCAUCAUCCUGUGAUUUUCACAAUAAAAGAACCUCAUGUGCUCACUCAUAGUUCAUUUCAAAUUAUAAUCUACAUAGAACAUGAAUUUUUGUUCUUUUGCCUAAUGAAGAUAGUUUUACUCAAAAUUUAACUAUCAAUAAUUCUUGUGGUGUUUUUCCAUCAUAUUGUUCACCUAGGUACCUGACUCCUGACAUAUGAUCCUAGAAAGAAAGCAGCAAAAUCAAUAAAAAACCUGCUGUAUCUUCAUUAUACAGACACAUUUUGAAUUUUAAUCUUCAUCAAAAGAAGCCGUUAUUGCUUCUGAACUUGGUGAGCAUGUUAGAAUUUAUUGACGAUUUCUAUAUUAUUUGUUAAUAACUAAGAUAGAAUAACUUCAUGGAAACCAUAUGUCAUUGAACCCUUCUUAAUUUUUUAUUGGGAUACCACUGGUGAAUCAUUACUUGAAAAUGUAUCCUGAUUCAUGCUUCUAACUUCCUGUUAUUCUGUUUUGAUAUACCUAUAUAUCUCUCAUUAUUUAUUGAAUUGAAUGUAACAUACCUAAUUAUACUUUCAACCUGAAGGAAUAUCUUGUAUUCAAUUACUGUUGGAUCUAAUAUUUUGGCGUGGUUAUAAGGGAAAUAUUCCAAGAUAUUAUUCUUUGAAAAAGAUGGAAUUGGAUAUUGAGGUAUGCUCGGAGGUAUGUUAUCAGAAAAUCGCCCAUAUGAAUAUGUCCUAUGCCUAUGCGUGUUUACAUUCAGAUACCCUUUCUAUCGAUUCUCCGACUAUGAACAUUUAACACCUUAUAUUUAGAAUCACCUCGCUGAGGUGUGUCGUAUUUCCGCCUCUAUCUACGAGUUAAAUAUUUUCCUUCAGGUGUAUAUUAUAUACCUGAGUAGUUAUCGUAUUUCAAUUCUUUAAUGAAAAAAUAUACAUGACUGUGCCUGCAGGAUACGCUCUUAAGCUCAGAGCAAAGAAACUACACAAGGGACUGUUGUUGUUUAUUUUCAAUCAAGCUUGUAAUCAUUCGUCUUGUCAUAAAUUCUGUGCUUGUCUAGAAAUAACUGAGUAAUUGGGAUCAAAGUGCAAACAACAAGGUUAUAGCACAUUUUUCCUAUGCAUUGGUACGAAUUUCAACAUGUAAUAUUGGAGAUUCCAUAAUCACAGGCUGAGUCAUUCUCAUUAUUUCACUUCUAUGUAUACUACUUCGACCAUUUGAUGGACCACUUCAGGACAAUAACAAUACACCACCAUGGCCACAAUAAAAAACUUCGUAGAAUUCUCUGAAAAAAAAUCGCAUAUUGAUUUCUGUUCGAAAUUCUGCUUUAGGCGGACAACUGGUUAAACCGAGUAUUAAAUGUAAUCAGUAUAUUCUUAUUGGUACCUACCCUACUAUAUGCUUAUUCCAAGAAGGUCUCAGCGUGCCAAAAACGCCUGUUUUUUUUACCUCUGACCCGAGAAACGUGAAGUAUGAAUGGCAACGUUUCAAUUAUUAUGGAACAUAAUAGGAAUUCCCUUUUGUGAGCGACAAGCGAUAAAAUAGAAAGAAUAAUAAUAAAUAUUG